This is a messenger RNA of Carassius carassius (crucian carp), 6236 nucleotides long. It is a transcript of the gene rimbp2b, whose product is annotated as RIMS binding protein 2b. Gene Ontology annotation, biological process: neuromuscular synaptic transmission. The coding region runs from base 121 to 5436 and encodes 1771 amino acids. Gene Ontology annotation, molecular function: protein binding. The record is from RefSeq and is a predicted model, not a curated record. The transcript is spliced from 31 exons. Lineage: Eukaryota; Metazoa; Chordata; Actinopteri; Cypriniformes; Cyprinidae.
GAUUGUUUGUAACAGUGAUGGGACAGUCAGUGCUUUUCUCUCACUCUGUGUGUGAGUCAUUGUUUGGCUGAGCAGCAGCAGUGUACUGGAAACCACAGAGAAGGACAACAACAAAACGAGAUGAUGGGGGUUGAAAGGCAGUGUGAGGUGGAGGUACUGAAACAGUCCCAAAACGAGUUACAGUGGGUCCAAAAACAGCUGUCAAUCAUCUCUAACAGAACCAAUGGACCAGGCAGGACCAAAGAUAAGAAACUGAGGAAUGAUGUGUUUCCGUCGCAUUUAUCUGAGUUGUCGCCUCAGCAUGUGGAAGCAUACCAACUGCUAGAGGACAGGAAACACAAACUCUCACCCGAGACUGCUGCCCUCUACCUGCUUCGACAACAGCACAAACUAUUGGAGACUGAGAUCAGCAGGAAGAGAAAGGAGUGUGAAGUCCUUGAGGAGGAGGUGAAGAAAAAGAGCCAGUCAUGUCAAACUCUGGAGAGUGAGCUUCAGCAUGUUCUGCAGGAGAAAGCACGUCUGAAUCUCCGCUUGUUCACUGAUACCCAGAAGGCAGCAAAGUAUGAGCAGGUGAAAAGUGAGUAUGAACAGCUGCAGGAGGCUCUGUACACUGUGACAGUGGAGAGAGAUUGUGCUCUGUUGGAGAGGACUGAGCUCCAAGGCAAACUGGAGAACCUAGAGCAGGUGCUGAAGCAUAUGCGAGAGGCUGCAGAGAGGAGGCAGCAGCUAGAAUUAGAGCAUGAACAAGCCUUGGCCGUCCUCAGUGCCAAGCAGCAGGAGAUUGACCUUCUGCAGAAGGCUCAGGUUGAGGCUAAGAAGGAACAUGAAGGUGCCGUCCAUCUGUUAGAGAAUCACUUGGACAGCAUGCAGCUGAGAAGUUUCCUUCGCACUAAGAACACAAUGCGAUUUUUGGCUAAAGUGAGAGAACUGGAGGAGAAAUGCCGGACGCAGAGUGAGCAGUUUAACCUGCUGUCAAAAGAGUUGGAGAAGUUCAGGUUGCAGGCUGGGAAGUUAGACAUCUUGAGCAGCAGUCAGCUGACAGGGAGCGACUCGCCCGGCUCACCCACCAAACCCCUCACCCUCUCCCAGCUCCUCAACGGCCUCACUGCCCCCUCCGGGAAAGGUAAUGAGGAUUCAAUGAGUAAGAUCUCAGAGCUCAUUCGGCCUCUGCAGAUGACUGAGGGGGAGAAGGUAGAGCUCCUGUCUGUCAAACCCACCUUCCUGUCACGCGGCACACCCUCCAGCCCACGGCGGGCCUUCCUCUCGGAGGUGCAGCCCGUCAUCGCCACUGCUAUGGACAAAGAGCUUGGCUCGUCCCCCAGGUCUAAGACCAGAUACACAGGCAAAGUGCGACUGUGUGUUGCCCGCUACAAUUAUAACCCUUACGAUGGCCCCAAUGAGCAUCCUGAAGCAGAGCUCCCCCUGGUGGCUGGGAAGUACCUGUAUGUUUAUGGGACCAUGGAUGAGGACGGCUUCUAUGAGGGUGAGUUGUUGGACGGACAGCAGGGUCUCGUUCCCUCCAACUUUGUGGACUUUGUCCAGGAUGAGGAACUCCCGUCGGUUCCUCUCUUGGACCGCAUCAAGGAAACGUCCUACCUCAACCACAGCCCCGCCUCCAUGCCCAGCAGUGCCGUGAGUACACUCAGCACGCUUCUCUCAGAGAAGCUGGACGCCCUGGGCUCGGGCACCGGGACGGGCACUAGCAGCAGCAGUGGGGUGAGCAGCUUGGGCAUGAGCAUGGGGCUGGGCAUGGACUAUCUGGGACCCUGCAGUAAUGGCACAGGCACGCUGGACGUGAACAUCGACGAGAUCGGAGAAGACAUCGUGCCUUACCCCCGCCGUAUUACCUUGAUCAAGCAGCUGGCCAAGAGCGUUAUCAUAAGCUGGGACCCUCCGGUGGUGCUGCCCGGGUGGAUGCCCAUCAGUGGCUACAAUGUGCUGGUGGAUCAGGAGGUACGCAUGAGCGUGCCCUUUGGCGGCCGCACCAAGUCUUUGAUCGAGAAGCUGAACCUGGCCUCUUGUACGCACCGCAUCUCCAUCCAGAGUGUAACGGAGCGGGGGCUCUCCGAUCCCCUGCGCUGCACACUGCUGGUGGGGAAAGAUGUGGUGGUGGCGCCCUAUUACCUUCGUGUGGAGAACAUCACACAAGUAUCAGCUGAGCUCACCUGGAUGCCAAGCAACAGCAACUACAGCCACAUGAUCUUCCUAAAUGACGUGGAGUAUGAUGUUGUGAAGCCUGGAGGGUACAAGUACCACUUCUACAAUCUGAAGCCCAUGACGGUGUAUAAGAUACGGGUGAUGGCCCGGCCCCAUCAGAUGCCCUGGCAGCUACCCCUUGAGCAGAGGGAGAAGAAGGAGGUCUCAGUGGAGUUCUGCACUCAGCCAGCCGCUCGACAUGCGUUCUUGCAAAAACAAGAUGGUACUUCAAGACUGAAUUACUCCAGUGGUCCUCCUUUACCUCCUCAGGAUGUGCAGGUUCAGAUGGGACAGACACCUGGUGUCUUACAGAUCCGUUGGAAGCCUCCUCCCCUCACUCCUACCGGCACUUCCAAUGGAGCCAAUGUAAUCGGAUACAUAGUCUGCACUAAAGGUCAAAAGAUAGCAGAGAUAAUGUACCCCACAGCAGAUUUCGUUACGGUGGAACUGAACCGUAUCCAGUGUCUGGAAGCGCGUGAGGUCGUUGUGAGGACAAUAUCAGCACAAGGAGAGUCGCAGGACUCUCCCGUGGCUGCCAUUCCCCACAGCCUCCUGGUGCAUCACUCCCAUGGACACCCACCUCAGCCACCUCCCUACCCACAAGCCUACCCCCCAAGCCAUCCACAACCGCACGUCCAGCCCCACUCCGUCCCGCCAUCCCACCCUCAUCCACCACCCUCGCACCCACACAUCCACCCUUCUCCCUCCCCAUACCCAUUGUCUAAACCCAAACUCCUACCAAGUGCCAGAGACCCCCAUGCCAAAGAGCCAGAGAUGGGCAGGCAAAUGGGGCAGCCCUGGGAGCCGCAUCCCCGGGCUCCAUCACCCCUACCGCCCCCUUCUCACUCGGGACACACGCUGGAGCCCCCUCACGCAGAGGGCCGACGCUCACCCUCCCCUCAGAGGAUCUUGCCUCAACCUCAGGGAGUGCCCAUUCCCAACACAGUGGCUCGUGCUAUGGCCCGCCAGGUGGCGCAGAGGAGCGCCCCGAACAGCAGGGUGGAGAGGAGGAACAUCUUUAGCGAGAGAGGUAAUGCUCUGCAUUCAUUAAACUCAGACGAGGAGGAGGACGGGUACGAUUCCCCUCACGCCAGGCGAAGAGGAGCUUCUGUGGACGAGUUUCUCAGAGGUUCUGAGCUGGGUAGACAACAUCAUCAAUAUAGCCAAAGUGAGGAGUACUACACCGAGAGCAGUCGGGGCUCCGAUCUGUCUGACAUCAUGGAGGAGGAUGAGGAGGAGCUGUACUCGGAGAUGCAGCUGGAAGAAGGGCGCCGGCGCAGCAUCAACUCACACAACACAUUAAAGGCAUAUUACAAGAGACAAGACCUAGCGGUGGACCGUGACAGUUGGGACCUGCAGCGGGAGGUGGUACGACAGCGCUCCUUGUGCUCACACAAGCGGCUCCACAGCAUCCCGGAAGUUGCCGAGGAGGAACCGGACACCGGGGUGGAGGUCAUGGGCCAGCGUCUGCGUUUCGAGGAAGCCCGUCCAGGCACACCUUGCAGGAGCCCACGGCCCUACCACCGGGAUUCACGGCAGCCGAACCACCUCUCCCCUAGCAAGAGCAUCCGCAGGCUGCAGAGGCAGCGCUCCUCUCCGCGCUACAGCUCCAUAGACGAGCGGCCACCGUGCUGGAGCAGCAGCAGUAGCAGGCAGACCACGAAGAGCCCGGACAGUGGACUAGACUGUGGGAGUGAGGAGGAGGGCUCUCUUGGCUACCGUGGAAGCUACCACUCGUACACGGGGGGCAGCCCGCUGCGGGUGGGUUCUGGCCCCAACAUGCGGGUGAUCCACAGCGAGGGACCUGUGGAGAGACGUGCUCUGGCUGCUGGCAGGAAAAGGACACUGACCCGGCAGUGCAGCGUGGAGGAGGAUAUCCUGGAUUCCAUUCCAGAAACGAGGAGCAUGCGGGAGUCAUACCACCAUUACCACUAUCAACCGCACCAUCACCGUCCCCGACGCAGGUUCCAGAGCGAGGGCAGGCUGAGCGAGGUUGGCAGGACCUAUCACAGGGACAUUAGGGCCUACUCUGUGGCCAGACUCAACAGGGCAAUGGAUGAACCCCUGAUUUUAGGGAGCUCUCCCUCAACGGGACGCUCAGAUCGACUGGACCAUUCCGGCCAUAGGACGAGUCACGGCUGUCCGCCUGCUCAGAGAAGGCCAAUGACAGUCCCUUCCAUUGAGAUCACCGUGGAGAAUAACAGUGAGGGGAGUGAAGGGAACCUCUCACAUAUCAAGGACGAUGUUUACUAUACCAAUGUAGCCCACCGCAGGAAAUGGGCCCCACAGCGAACAGAGCACCGAUAUGAUGGUUAUGGAGGACGAGACGGGCGGUCUCCGGACUACUAUGAGUCCGAGCCAGAGGACUUGUCCCGAAUCUUUGUGGCCAUGUUUGACUACGACCCCUUGUCAAUGUCUCCGAACCCCGAUGCUGCUGUAGAGGAGCUUCCCUUCAAGGAGGGCCAGAUCAUAAAGGUGUUUGGAGAGAAGGACACAGAUGGCUUCUAUAGGGCAGAGAUCUGUGGCCGCAGGGGGCUCAUUCCCUGUAACAUGGUCUCAGAGAUCCAGACGGAUGAUGAUGAAAUGAUGGACCAGCUGCUCAAACAGGGCUUUCUUCCUCUCAACACACCCAUUGAGAAAAUAGUAAACUGUAAUAGGUUCAAAGAUGGCCGUUCAGUUAAUCGCAGGUCCAGGAAAUCCAAGAGAGAGAGGAACAAAAGGAGUGGAAGGCAGCACCCGGUGCCGACGCGGAGGAUGGUGGCCCUGUAUGACUAUGACCCCAGAGAGAGCUCUCCUAACGUGGAUGUGGAGGCCCACUAUGAGGGCAGCUUGCAGAGUGAGGAGGCCGAGCUGACGUUUUGUGCCGGUGAUGUGAUCACAGUGUUUGGAGAGAUCGAUGAGGAUGGCUUUUAUUACGGGGAGCUCAAUGGACACAAGGGUCUGGUCCCCUCCAACUUUCUUGAAGAAGUGCCUGAUGACGUGGAGGUUUACCUCACCAAGACACCGAGCCGUCACCCCCAGGACCACCCGUCCCGGGCAAAGAACAAAAGGGUUCCCGUGGAAAAAGCGGGCCCUCCCAGAAGAAGUGCCACCCCCACAGUGCGCCCACACAUCCCGGGGUCCGGCCCCACAGCCCAGGGGCCCGGCAGUCCCAUCCGGCGCCCCCGAGCUGACUCUAAGAAAACAGGACUGCUCUCCAAAGGAAAGAAUCUAUUGAAAAGGCUCGGUGCUUUCAAAUAGUUUCACAUAACUUUCUUCACAGCAGCCGGGUUAAGGAGGUUGGAACUGAGGAGAAUUUACCUUAGAAGGUGGGAAAAAAAAUUCUCCCGUCUUCUGUUACUGGAAUCACAUGGCCAUGGAAAAGAGAGAGGGAAAUUGUGAAAACUAGGGCUUUCAUGACCACAACUUCAGCUUUAUGCCUUUGAAACCGUACGUAAUAAGUUCUGUUUGCCCAGCUUUGAUUCUUAAAAGCACAGAAAUACUCACUAAUGGGAGUGACUAAGAUACGGUAGAAGGGAUGUUCUUGGAUAAUAAAAUAAAAUCUAUAUUUAUUCAAUUUAAUUUUAAUUUUCACUUUGUUUAAUUUAAGUGGAUAUUCAAUGUAAUAAACCAUAUAUUUGUCACAAUUUUCAUUUAGACCUGCUGUUCUCAGAGAAUAACCUAAUAACCUAGCACAAAGUAUUAGGAGUUUAGCACAAAUAUGAAAUGUAGGUUUUGCCAUUACUAGAAAUGACUUAAAUUUCUACAAAUACCACAGUGUUUUCUGCCACAUUUGACUUUUGUUUUUUUAAGCACUGACAGGUCAUGAAACUCCUAGUGGAUGUGAGCCUCCUCAUAUUUGCCUUAUUCAAUGCACAAGGGUUUGUGUUGUGUCCAGUCAGUUGGGUGAGAUUUGUCUGUGUCGUGCAGUCAUGUCGAUGCUUUCCUUCUCAUGAAAAAACAGUAUUUCAAAAUCUGUGUGACCAAGUGUUGUGUUGUUUUUUUUGCAAUGGGUGUCAAAGGUAAGGAAGGGGGAUUCUAACUUUGUUUAAACACCUUGG